Culex pipiens pallens (northern house mosquito) is the source of this 1574-nucleotide messenger RNA. Its product is annotated as thiamine transporter 1-like. The transcript has 2 exons. Gene Ontology annotation, molecular function: vitamin transmembrane transporter activity. NCBI's taxonomy places the organism in Eukaryota, Metazoa, Arthropoda, Insecta, Diptera, Culicidae. The record is from RefSeq and is a predicted model, not a curated record. Bases 61 to 1485 code for a protein of 474 amino acids. Gene Ontology annotation, biological process: vitamin transport; transmembrane transport. Gene Ontology annotation, cellular component: plasma membrane.
CGGGUUCACAACUUCCAGAACUUUAGCUCGGAUUAUUUUAAGGGAGAAAAACAAACCAAAAUGAGAGACAUCAAGUGGCACACGAUCGCCGCCAUGCUGAGCAUGUUCGGCUUCCUGAAGGACUUCCGGCCGAGUGAUCCUUUCAUAGUGCAAUUCCUGAACAGUUCCUGGCACAACCUAACCAAGGAGCAAAUCACCCAGGAUCUGUUCCCCGUUGGGACGUACUCGUACGGAACGCAGCUGGUGUUGACCUUUCUCAUCACCGACUACUUCCGGUACAAGCCGUUGAUCAUUUUGGCCGGAAUCGCCGGCAUUCUGCACUGGGGACUGUUCAUUUGGGGACCGUCGAUCUUUUGGCUGCAGGUGGCGCAGGUGUUGUACGGGACGUUCAAGGCAGCGGACGUGGCCUUUUGGUCGUACAUUUACGCGCGGGUGGAAAAGUGUCGCUACCAGAAGAUUACGUCCUACACGAAGUCGGCAUCGUUGCUGGGCAAGUUCGGAGCGGCCGUUGGGUCGCAGAUAUUGCUGGCGUACGGGGUGGUGGACUAUCGGGAUCUGUUUCUGAUAUCGUUUGCAGUCCAAUGUUGCACCACGACGAUCGCCAUUUUCCUGCCAUCGGCGCCCAAGAGCGUCUACUUCAACCGGGCACCCCCGGAAAAAUCCGACUCCCCCGACCAAUCAACGGACUCCCCGGAGAAGCCCCCCCGUACAUCCGUGUCCUCCGAGGGCACCGAGUCCCCGACGGAUCCCCCCGUGGAGCACCUUGGCCCGCUCCAGCUGCUCUGGUUCCACGUGCGGGCCGCGUACAGCAACUUCACCGUCCUACGGUACAGCAUUUGGUCGGCGCUGGCCAGCUGCAUCUACUACCAGACGAUGCAGUACGUGCAGGUGCUGUGGAGUACGGUGGCCGGAGUUCGCACCCGGGACUUGCAGUACAACGGGGCCGUUGAGGCGGUGCUGACCAUGUGUGGAGCGUUGAUUACCUUCAGUGCCGGGUUCGUGCCUUCGCGAGCGUUGAAGGUUCCCAAUUCCUUGGUGGGUCUCGGUUGGAUUACGCUGCUCCAGGGUGGAAUCCUGCUCGGAGCGGCCUUGGGACACAAUCUGUGGAUCUGCUACGGGGCCCACAUUGGGUACAGCGUGCUGCAUUUGUUUGUCAUGACGCUUUUGAGUGCGGAAAUCGCCAAGAACAUCUGCCGGGAUAGUUUCGGGUUGGUUUUCGGAAUCAACGCCGCCGUAGGUUCGAUUCUGCAAAUAAUCUUCACCCUUAUCCUGGUGGACGGGGCCAAACUGUUCCAUCGGGACAUUAUCGGCCAGUUCAUGGUGUACAGUGGCGUUCUGGGGGUGCUGGGAGUGCUGUUUUGUGUGUUUGCGAUUGUGGAGUUGAGGGGUGUGUGGAGGCGGUUGUUUUCCACGUUUUUGUGGAAAAUUUCCGGUAAGGAAAAGUCGAAACUCAAUGGGACCGUUUGUAGCGUGCCCGGUGUUUGAAUCUCGCGUGACCAGUGUAGAUAGGUUAGUGUUCUGCUUUUAGUUGUUAAGUAGGUAAUGUAAAUAUUUUUAUUGAGGAAAACAGUAUU